UCCGAAAAAUAAGCGCAGGCGGAAAGGUUAAAGUUACUUUCCCUGAAACCAUCGCAGCCGAGGAAAAUUUGUCAUUUUUUCCUCAGGAUUUGUACGGUGUUACUGUUAGUGUUGAUGUCCUCCACUUUAUCGCCCCAGCGUAUCGUUAUCUCACGUGCCGCGAGCUGGCGUUCUCAGCGUCUUCUCCUGUUUCUAUCAACAGCUGAAGGUAGCAGGAUUCCGGGGGCAGUCCUACCCUGUUGUCUUCUUUGAACUAGGAAAAGGCGGUGCACUUGAUAAAGAUUCAAGUACUUUGAUCUUUCUAGGGGCAUAAGAUAUUUAAGAUAUUUCGUUUAUACAUGUUAUCAGUUAUCCCAGUAAAACACUGUAAAUACUGUGGUCCGUGAUAAAAUGAUAAAAUUCACGCCGCUCUCGUAUGCUUUGAUCGAGUUGUCGUUUAUCCAGCACACUUGUCCUAAGAUCGGUGUGAUUAUCACUUCAGCAGACUAAUUAUCCUUCGUCCGCACAUAAACGACAUGUCAUAAGUGGUUCCCGUCUUCAACAAAUCUUAGUGCAGUCGUACUUUUCCAAGGGGGAAAAAAAGUUAUCGGAGGAAGUCGAACAUGAUCAGCGUUUAGUCACGUGACCCGUUCAUGGUAUAAAGUCCAGGCGCAAAGUGCUUCCGCAUUACUGCUGCACGUUCUGUGGGUUAGAGCAAAGAAAGUAGCUCUUAUUACAGUGCAAACAGUAAGAAACCUCCGGUUUGUUCAGGCGCUUGCACGAGUUCGGACUAGCGGUGUGACUUGGUCCUAGAAGUCCUGGAUUAUUUGGCCGAGAUACUUGUUUACUUCUAGCGAAGCAGGAAGCGAGUAAUCCGAUGUUGACGAAAUACAACUAAUAAAAUUGUUAAGACUUUUCAUAACAAAAAAUGACCAUCAAAGUACUUGGGGCCAUUCUGUGGGACCUGUACCCUCCUGAGAGCGGUUCGCCUCUCGACACUCGUGAUGAGGUCAAGCGCGUGUGGGACACCAUUGUUCGAGUGACGGAGGAAGAAUUUGGAGACUGCGACCAAGUUCGUCUCUAUCUUCUGUCGUCGUCCGCCACUGACGCGAACGAGACGCUGGAGCGGCUGACGUCACACAACGCCGCCUCCGCCAGCGUUGUUGUUCCACAUGUCAUUUCCUCUCACGACGACAUCAAAGCCUUCUACACCGCCAAGCAGGACCUCGAUGCAAGAGAGAUCAGCCAGGUGCGAGUCGUCUGUUGUCGCGCGUCGCGGAGGGCGUUUUGGACGGCCGUCUGCCGCGAGCUGUUUACACCUGUUCACACCUGGGCGGUGGAGAGCGGGGCUCCUUCUGUCUUCAACGUGGACGCCGUGGACCAGGCGACGGUGCAAGACACCAUCAAGCGCUUCCUGAGAACGCUUCCCUCCUUGCUGGGACAGCCGGAAGUGGAGAGGUCGCAGGUCAUUCCGGCGGAAACAUUCGUGCACGGGUACAGCACCCGACGAGGGGGCGUGUCCACCCUGCCUACCACGACCUCCAUGAACCUCUACUACACUGACAAGAAGCGCGACCCACAGGUGGUCAUCGACGAGAACCUGCGGCGCCUGGCACAGGUCGGGGGCUUCGACAAUAGUCGCUUCCACAUCAUCAGAACCGAGCACGGCCACAAUGUGUGGCGGGUGGGCCGCGAGCAGCAGCCGGCCAGGUACGAUGCCCUCGUCACUGACCUGCGUGACGUCACCAUCGCGGCGGCAGGCGCUGACUGCAUCGUACUGCUCUUCGCGGAUCCCGUCGCCAUGGUAAUCGGGGCGGCGCACGCCGGCUGGCGCGGCACCGUGCAGCGCGUGGCGGCGCACGUGGUGCGGGUCAUGACGACAGAGUACGGGUCGAAGCCGCAGGACAUUCGUGUGGCUCUGGGACCGGGGCUCCGCAUGGGAUGUUUCCGCAUGCUGGAGGAAGAGAGCCAGCCGUUCUUCGACAUCCACCCGACCUGCCUGAGCAAGGACGUCCACCCGAGGUCGCAUUUCGUGUGCGAGAGGGACUUCAAUUGCGCUUCUCCCACAACAGACAGUCAGCAGAAGACUCAAGAUAUCGUCGUCAGUGUGGUAGUGCCGGGCAAAGAUUUCCUUCCGGUCAGCCUCUCGGAUGACAAAGCCUCGUCGCUGCGCGAGGAGGAGCACAUCGGCCCAACCUUCGGGGGCAGCGAUCCCAGCGAAGACGUGAAACGACACCCGGGCGUCACAUCCAAACCUUCGGAGUCAAAGGACGUGAAAGAAGUGAAGAGGAAAUACUUGUUUGCGGACCUGCAGCUCAGCAACCGCUUGGUUCUGGAGGGCGAGGGGGUGUGCUCCAACCUCAUCGACACCUCCACUUCUCACUGCACCAAGUGCAACCCCCACCUUUACUUCUCUUACGAGCGCGACGGCGUCCCUUUCGGCAAUCAGAUCGGCUUCAUAUGCAUGCCUUCCCGUCCAAGAAGCUGAUUUAUUUUUUUUUUUGUAAACGUCUCAUAAGUUCAGAUGUAUGUUAGAAGAUGUUUGAAUUAUGGUGCUUGAAGGUUUGUAUUAUUGAACAUAUUUGUGUGUGUCUGUUUUAUUCAUGCACAACGAACAGGCUAUCAAGACAGUGAGCCACCCGUGAAAGCAAACAAGCAGACAGCCAUGUAUCUGCUCCAAGUAAGCGGAAGCCUAGGUCUGUCUCCAUGCUUUUCUCUGCUCCCUGUAUUGCUGUGGUUUGAUGCCAAAUCUCACUGCUGGCUCCAUUGUGCCUGCCUCCAACUUUAUUCUUCUUUCAAUCUUUGCAUGAGCGACAGUGUAUGUCUGCGUGUGUCUGUGUAUAUGUGUUUUUGUGCACAUGUAUAUAAAUAACCCGAGCAAUAAAAAGUCUUUCUCAA
Pomacea canaliculata is the source of this 2877-nucleotide messenger RNA. RefSeq names its product laccase domain-containing protein 1-like. Gene Ontology annotation, molecular function: copper ion binding. The record is from RefSeq and is a predicted model, not a curated record. The transcript is spliced from 3 exons. Bases 908 to 2467 code for a protein of 519 amino acids. Lineage: Eukaryota; Metazoa; Mollusca; Gastropoda; Architaenioglossa; Ampullariidae.